AUGUCCUUGGACGCGUUCCCUGACGAGGUCAUCGUCAAGAUCUGUACCCACCUGGAUUUCCAGAGCAAUGCGAACCUGCGGCGGAGCAGCAAGCGCAUGGCACAGGCGGGAGCCGAAGCGCUAGUCAACAGAGUUCGCUUCCACUGCGCCGAGAAGUCGCUCAAACGUUUCCAUGCCAUUGCCCACGACGCUGUCCUCUGCAAAUAUGUCGACACCGUUGUAUUCGAAGCCAAUCUCCUAGCUAAUAUACCUUGCGUCCAUACCUUCCAAGCUCAUUAUCAUCUUGAUGAUCAUGAGAGACCUCGGCCACCUCGUCACGAUGCUUCCCCUCGUGAGAAGAGAUUAUACGAGCGCAACGUCGCCAAAUUCAAUCUGGCAAUUGAGAAGAAAUACGAACGCUAUCUGGCUCUUUACAACACGCAGCAGGAGUUCCUCUCGUCUCCCAUCUGCACAGAGAUGAUAGAACCAAGCAUGCUCUGCUUCCCGCGCCUGACCAAAGUUGUUCUCUCCACUGUUGGCCGUUGCAAGCAUGUUCUCUCUGGCAGAUUCAUGGAGUCAUUCGCUCCCGACGUAACGAUGCCGAUCGAACCGGAUAGCAAGCAUACCAAAGAUCAGCUCCGACAUCUUCUGUUUCCCAGUGGCCGGCCAUUGACCAGUCUUCAAGCUCUGGUAGUUCGCGUCCUGACGCCGAAAUUUUUCACGGGUUCCAUCCCGAGUGAUAUGCUGUGCCUCGCAUUUCAAAAUCUCAGAGUCAUCAACCUUGAUUUCCGUCUCGAGAAGGAAGAUAGAACUAACCUUCAACGCUCGAGUGUCAGGCAGCAGUAUGCAGAUUUGAGCAAUGGUCUCCUUCGCAAUGCGCUCUGCGCAGCAAACGAUUUGGAGCAGCUUACCGUUAACUUCGACGACUACGGCUACUACGGGUCUGUUGCUGAUCUCGACAAAGUCCUGGGCACCAAGGCGUGGCCCAAGCUUGAGAUGCUCAACAUUGACUGCAUGUCCACGACCGAGGAUGAGCUAAUGGACCUGCUGAACCGCCAGCCUUCACUGAAAGAUCUCCAAUUGGGCUUCAUGCACCUGCGGGAAGGUGAUUGGCCGUCAAUCACCACCUCGAUGCGAAAGGGAUUGAGGCUGGAUGACUUUGUCCCAACAGGCAUAUUUGAAGAUUCCGAACAGAUGUACCCUAUGCAUCAUCUGGACGGCGACGCCUACACGGAAGACUUCAGCCACAUCAGCUUGGGAGAGGCUCUUGGCUUGUGGGUCGUGCAUGGAACCGAGUCCUCCGAUGGAAAAGAGUACCAUCCAUUGCUGGAUGAUAAAUUCGCCGAUGCAGACGAACUCCGAGACCAGUACGGGCCAUUUGUGGAAGACGAAGAGUUCAGCGACUCGGACAGCGAUUCAGACAGUGACAUGGACUGCGACAGUGACUAG
Cladophialophora yegresii CBS 114405 is the source of this 1428-nucleotide messenger RNA. RefSeq lists its product as uncharacterized. NCBI's taxonomy places the organism in Eukaryota, Fungi, Ascomycota, Eurotiomycetes, Chaetothyriales, Herpotrichiellaceae. Bases 1 to 1428 code for a protein of 475 amino acids. The transcript has a single exon. The record is from RefSeq and is a predicted model, not a curated record. Gene Ontology annotation, molecular function: protein binding.